AUGAGGAUAUGGCUUAUGUCUAAAACAUCUACCACCCUGCAUGCUUCUCCGGCAUUGCACUCGUGUUGUGUCCUCUAUGACCGCAUCUUCAUCGUCCUCAUUCUACCAUUGAUCGAUGUCCUUAAUUUCAGAGUCCGACCAGAAUGGAAGAGUUCUAGUGGAAAAUGUCCUAUGAGCCGAAAGUCAGAUGAUUAUAAUUAA
Messenger RNA from Darwinula stevensoni, 201 nucleotides. The record is from the annotation of a GenBank genome assembly. Lineage: Eukaryota; Metazoa; Arthropoda; Ostracoda; Podocopida; Darwinulidae.